CUAAACGUCACAUUCAUGCGUUUCACCCUGCUUGUGUGUCGGGGAGCGUAAUCUUUUUCUUCCGAAUACGUUUCUCUCCCGAGAAAUAUACCCAUGACACAGUGGGUUUAAUAUCAGGAGGUGAUCCCGGAUUCCCCAGCCGUCCGAAUCCAAUAUUUGGGUCCUCUCCUCUCUCUCCCCCGCCGGCGGGCAGGCAGCAGGUUGCCAUGGAGAACUCGUCGGUGGCGUCCGCGUCCUCAGAGGCUGGCAGCACGCGCUCACAGGAGAUUGAGGAGCUGGAGCGCUUCAUCGACAGCUACGUGCUGGAGUACCAGGUGCAAGGCCUUCUGGGAGACAAAAACGAGACGUACCUGGACGGAGACGACAAGCCCCAGUCCCACAUUUCACAGUGGACAGAGGACUGCAAUGACAAGAAAGACGGGAGUUGGUCACCCUCGUGGGGGAGGGGCUCCACCAAACCAGAUGAGUGGGAUCACAGUAGUAAUGGCAGUACAGGGUCCAGGCCCAGCUCUGGCUCUAGACCUGGUUCAGGCUCCAGGUCUGGUAGCAGAGGGAGGAACAACCAAUUCGGAGGGCCAGCCAAGGUACAGAACGGGAACAGAGAAGGGUCCUUUGACAUCCUGGGUACUGACAUCUGGGCUGCUAACACCAUGGACUCUCAUGGGGGGGCAACGUGGGACCUCCAGCCUGAGAAGCUGGACUUCAGCCAGUUCCACAGGAAACCCUUCCGGGGAACACCAAAGCACCUUACACACAUCGACAGAGAGGGAUCUGAAAGCCCAUACAUCCCUCCCAUUGAUCCUCUUCCAUGGGAUAAACAUGACAAUGAUGAUGCUGGUCCAUUCCAUUACUACUUAGAACUGAUGAUGAAAGGCAAGUUUGAGUGUGACGAUGGGAUCAACUUGAACGACCUGGAGCAGUUCCUGCCAGGCCUCACCGGUUUCCCGCCCCUGCCUAACGAAGCUGAGAUCGCACAAACCAAAAAGCUUUUCCGUCGCAGGAGGAACGACCGACGGAGACAGCAGCAGAGACCACCGGGUGGAGACAGGAAGACCCAGCAGCAGCAGUCGCCACAACAACAACAACAACAAACAGUCAAUCAACAUCCUCGUGACCAGCAGCAGCACAGAGGACAGUGUGGGGGUAGCCAUGGGCAGCAGUUCCAGGGCCACGGCGGGCAGCGCCAGGGGCCCCCCCACCAUGGCUACAGCCAGAACCGCCGCUGGCACCACAACCAACAGGGGCAGGGAGGAGAACAGGGACCGCAGGGAGUCCCGGCAGUGGACAGAGACAGGGGGGCAACCCCAACGGGAGACAGAGACAAGGGGGCACCACCCAGAAAAAACAAAGAGACGGAUGAUGUAAAAGCAGAGGAGGCCAGCGCUAGGCUGGAGCCAGAGAGCUCAAGGGGCCCCAAUGACGGGCCUCCCAGCCAGCCUGCGGGCCAGGGUGGCCCUAAAGUCAGUCUUCUGCCGUCGUCCAAAGAGAGGCUGAGGAGGAGGCUAAAAGACAAGGAGGAGGCGAUCGUGUCCCCAGCGGGCCCCCAGCGGAGCCGCAUGGACCGCUUGCUGGAGAUCCUGAACGGCAUGAGGAACAACAGAGCCGGGGUGGACGGCCAGCUCCGCUCCUUCAUGGAGGAGGCCCAGACCUCGACCCAGUCGGAAGAGAGCUUGGCCCAGAUCGUCUCUACUAUCUAUGGCAAGGCCCUCAGCGACAGAAGCUUCGCCGCUACCGCUGCCAGACUCUGUGACAAGAUGGCCCUGUUCAUGGUGGAGGGGACCAAGUUUAGAUCAUUACUACUCAAUAUGUUACAGAAGGACUUCUCUCGUCGGGAGGAGCUGCAGGCGUCUGACGUAGAGCUCUGGUUGGGGUUCAUCACCUUCCUGUGUGAGAUGUUUGGAACAAUGAGGUCCAGCGCCGGAGAGCCCUUCCGAGUCCUGGUCUGUCCCAUAUACACCUGUCUCAGAGAGCUGCUGGAGUCUCCAGAGGUGAAGGAGGACGCGGUCCUCUGUUACUCUAUGGAGCUGCAGUCCACUGGUCGUCUCCUGGAGGAGCAGCUUCCAGGGAUGAUGACAGAGCUCCUGGCCGCGGCCAGGGACAAGAUGCUGUGUCCAGCCGAGUCCCAGCUAACUCGCUCCUUGCUCAUGGAGGUCAUUGAGCUGCACGCCAACCACUGGACCCCUCUGGAGGACCUCACCACACAGUACUACAACAGAACCAUCCAGAAGCUCACCACCGCCUAGCCCCCCAGACCCAGGACCUGUCCCACAGGUCAGACACAUGGAGGCCUGAGCUGGGUUGAUGGCUGAGAUGCAUGGGGUUGGACUAGACAGAGUCGCAGAACAUAAUUGGUUGGCCCCAUACCAGACUGCAAAUGCGUUUAGGUAUAAGGAGAUGGGACUGACGACACAUACAGACAGACCUGAAAUCCAUGCAAAAACAAGACCAACACUACACCACGCACACAGACAGAAGAGACUGGCCACUGGCCAUGCAGCCUGCACACAUUCGACUGUGGGGGCGUGCCUGGUCACUGAGAUGGGUGGAGGACAAAGAGACGGCAUGAUGUGGGGGGGGGUUGGAACAGCAGCCGCCUGUCCUUGGUGAACAGUCUCUCCUCAGAGGUUAAAAAGAGAAGAAGCAGGGGGGUCCAGGGAGAUCUCUUCCUCUUUUGUGUUCAUGUGCCAACCACCCUUCCUCCUUUCUCCGUCUUUCUCCUUUAUCUAUCUCCCCUCCUCCUCCUCUCUGUUCCAGGCCCUUCCACCCCAGGGCCUAUGUGGCUGACUGGGGGAGAUGAGAGAGGAGGCAGGCAAGCCUCCGUCUGGGUUGUCCCCUCCCCAGACCUCCCUCCACUGGGCCAGGUCAAAUGGGCAGACUGCAGGGCUAGGUUCCAGUAAGGCCUGCCUUUGUCCCCCCCCCCACUCCCCAGAGGCGCUUUGUGUGGCUGAGACACUGGCUGGCGCACUCUGGAUUGCUGGCUGGGUAGCAGAUGGCUUCUGGCGCCUCAGUGGGCUGGCUGCAGACACCCUCCCAGUCCCAUCUACACUCCAGCCAAGGCCAACCCAUCCUCCAACCCAGGCUAACCCUAACCCAGCCAGGUCGCUGACUGAAGGGGGCAGUGGGUUUGUCCUGGGGGCCAGUGGGGCUGCC
Messenger RNA from Salvelinus sp. IW2-2015, 3150 nucleotides. The record is from RefSeq and is a predicted model, not a curated record. Lineage: Eukaryota; Metazoa; Chordata; Actinopteri; Salmoniformes; Salmonidae.